Clonostachys rhizophaga is the source of this 1641-nucleotide messenger RNA. The record is from the annotation of a GenBank genome assembly. NCBI's taxonomy places the organism in Eukaryota, Fungi, Ascomycota, Sordariomycetes, Hypocreales, Bionectriaceae.
AUGGAGACCGAAAUGAGGAUUUUGUCCACUUCCCUUGAUCACCACCAUGGCAAAGGUAUAAACCUCCCUAGUAUCACCUCACAGGUGAGACUGCCGCCAAACGUGGAAAGGAGAGAGACACAGAAUGAAGGAAGUCAGCCGCCCUCUGAAUCAGUGUCUGAUCCCAGCCCAAGUGGCGGACGCUCGGGACUGUCAAUUUCCAAGUUUCGUGCCAUCACCGUUAUCACGACCCUCACAGGCAUCAACUUCCUCAACACUAUGGGUUCGGGCAUUCUCAUAGCUGCCCUUCCCCGGAUUGCAAGGGACCUUGACAUUCCACAGCCGCUCAUUCUCUGGCCUGCCGCUGUCUAUGCCCUCGCGGCAGGAUGCCUACUUUUGAUCUUUGGAUCCAUCGCAGAUGUUCUCGGUCCCAAACCGAUGUGGUGCACGGGAAGCUUUCUUUUUAUUGCAUUUACCCUUGGGGUCGGCCUUUCCAGAUCUGCUGCCCAGCUCAUCCUCUUCCGCACGUUGUUGGGUGUUGCUAUCUCCAUGUGUCUCCCCACCGCUCUAUCUCUAGUCACGAACACCUUCCCAAAGGGCAGCUGGAGGAAUGCUGCUUUUGCCAUCAAUGGAAUGGGACACCCGCUUGGCUAUGCAUUGGGGCUCGUUCUUGGUGGUAUCUUUACCGACACAGUCGGUUGGCGCUGGGCAUAUUAUAUGAUGGCAAUUAUCAACACCAUCAUCUCGGUUGCAUCUAUCUGGUCACUCCCGAACGUCAACGUGGCCACCGAGCGCUCAAAGAAGGACAGACUGAUGUAUGAUAUUGACUGGGUCGGAGCAAUUAUCAUGAGCGCAGCCUUAGGAAUGUUGCUGUAUGUGUUGGCCAUGACGUCUUCGUCGUACAAACGUCUCGAUGAACCUGUCAACAUUGCUCUUCUGGCCGUCUCUUUAUCCCUAUUGGUCGCAUUUCCUUUUUGGAUGGACUUUCAGGUGAAGAAGAACCGCCCGGCCUUGAUCCCGAACAAAAUGUGGCGAAACUGGGGAUUCACCUCCAUUUGUGUGGCAGUCUUCCUGUGCUGGGCAUCUCUCAAUGGAAUUGAGUAUUUCACCACACUAUAUUUUCAAGAAGUGGAAAGCUUGCCCGCUCUACAAAGCUCACUCCGCUUCAUCCCCCAUGUCAUUAUGGGCGUGGCAGUGAAUAUUCUUACCGGCUACCUCAUUUCCAGGGUCAAUGUCCGGUGGCUGGCUGUGACAUCUGCUCUUAUCAGCAUGAUCGCAGCGCCUUUGAUGGCAACAAUUCCAGUUGGGCAGUCCUAUUGGUAUGCUCCAUUCUGGGCUUUGUUUCUUUCGCCCAUGAAUCCAGAUGUCUUGUUUACGGUGUCCAACCUCGUAAUUUCCAAUGCUUUCCCCCCAGAGGUUCAAUCUCUAGCAGGAGGCGUCUUCAACGAAGUGUCCCAGUUUGGCAAUUCGGUGGGUUUGGCUGUUGCAGCCGCUAUUGCUGCAUCCGUCACAGAACACUCGGGAAUAGAAGAUUCAGCGGCUAGUUUGAUGAAGGGCUAUCGCGCGGCGUUUUGGACAAUUUUUGCGAGCUGCGGAACUGUGACCAUUGUGCUCUGGUUUGGCCUAAAGCGGAGCGGCAUUGUUGGCAAGAAGGACGAUUAA